Molecule: messenger RNA, 576 nt
Organism: Vicia faba (fava bean)
Lineage: Eukaryota; Viridiplantae; Streptophyta; Magnoliopsida; Fabales; Fabaceae
Source: the annotation of a GenBank genome assembly
AUGUACACGUACAGAUUAAGUACGUACUUUGUGGCUAGAACUACAAAUGCCCUUCCAUUAGACCUUGUACUACCAGUGCUCUUCCUCCUAGUUGUUUAUUUCAUGGGCUGGUUUGAGACUCAAUGCAAGACCCUUUCUCCUGAGUAUUCUUACAAAUUUUCUCUGCAUCGUGGCAGCUCAGGGACUUGGACUUGCUAUUGGGGCAACACCACUAAUGGACUUGAAAAGGGCAACAACUUUGGCUUCACUCAGUGUCAUGACUUUCAUGUUGGCUGGGGGUUUCUUUGUAAAGAAAGUCCUAUAUUCAUAUAUUGGAUUCAGUACCAACCUUUCAACUACCAGGCGUACAUGCUUAUGCCAAAACUCCAAUAUGAGCGAACACAUUGCACCAUGCUUUCAACACUAAUGGACUUGAAAAGGGCAACAACUUUGGCUUCACUCACUGUCAUGACUUUCAUGUUGGCUGGGGGUUUGUUUGUAAAGAAAGUCCUAUAUUCAUAUUUUGGAUUCAGUACCAAUCUUUCAACUACGAGGCGUAUGCCAAAACUCCAAUAUGAGCGAACACAUUGCACCUAG